Nerophis lumbriciformis (worm pipefish) is the source of this 1269-nucleotide messenger RNA. Its product is annotated as beta-1,3-galactosyl-O-glycosyl-glycoprotein beta-1,6-N-acetylglucosaminyltransferase 4-like. Gene Ontology annotation, cellular component: membrane. The record is from RefSeq and is a predicted model, not a curated record. Gene Ontology annotation, molecular function: acetylglucosaminyltransferase activity. NCBI's taxonomy places the organism in Eukaryota, Metazoa, Chordata, Actinopteri, Syngnathiformes, Syngnathidae.
AUGACCGUGGGAAGUUCUCUGGUGAACAAAAGGGCAUUUGUCGCCAGUCUGGCAUUGAUGCUGCUGGCGGUCCUGUGCAUCUGCAGCUACCUGCCUCACCAUCCACAUCGCCUCUUAGUGCCGCUGCCACGCCACACCCCGACGUUCUUUCACAAGUACAAUGUGAGCUGCUCUGCCGUGUACGACCUGGACCCGGUGGAGCUGGAGAAGUCGCUGGUGAUCAGAAGUAAGGACACGAUGGACCCGGAUGAAACGCUGCACAACCUCACGGCCGACUGCUCGCACUUCCUUCAGGUCAGAGGCUACAAAGACGUGUGCGCCACCGAGAAGGAGAGACACUUCCACCUGGCGUACUCGCUGGUGGUGCACAAGUAUGCCUGGAUGGUGGAGCGGCUGAUCAGGGCGCUGUACUCGCCGAGUAACGUCUUCUGCAUUCACUACGACCAAAAGUCCCCCGCUGUGUUUAGGUCGGCGAUGGAAGGCAUAGCUCGCUGCUUGCCCAACGUCUUCAUCGCCUCCAAGCGCGAGUACGUCAUUUACGCCGGCUUCACUCGCCUGAAAGCCGAUAUCAACUGCCUGUCCGACCUCCUGGAGGUGGACGUCCCCUGGAAGUACGUCAUCAACCUCUGUGGGCAGGACUUCCCCCUGAAGACUAACAUAGAGCUGGUGUCGGAGUUGGCCGGCCUGAACGGCGCCAACAUGCUGGACACGUUCCGACCCAACAAGCGCAAGACGCGGAGGUUCUCCUUGCACUUCGAGCAGAAGGACUGGAUGUCGCCACAGAGAACGAACCUGACCAAGAGCGCCCCGCCUCACGGCAUCGAGAUGUUUACUGGCAGCGCCUACUUCGUGCUCUCACGUGACUUUAUUGUCUACAUGAACGCCUCCGUCGUGGUCAAAGACUUUCUGGCCUGGUCAGAGGACACGUACUCGCCCGAUGAACACUUCUGGGCCACGCUGGUGAGAAUGCCAGGCAUACCGGGCGAGGUGCCCAGGAGCGAGCCGGACAUCACCGGCCUAAUGAGCAAGACCCGUAUGGUCAAGUGGGACUUCGAGGAGAAGAGGAUCUACCCGCCCUGCACGGGGAAACACGUUCGCAACGUUUGCAUCUUCGGCGCGGCCGAAGUGCGCUGGUUACUGGAGACCGGCCAUUGGUUCGCCAACAAGUUUGACCCCCAAGUGGACCCGGUGGCCUACCAGUGCCUGGAGGAAAUACUGCAGAAGAGACAAAGGUUCUUACAAUCAAAAGAAACGUCCACUUGUGACUAA